GUAUAGAAUAAAAAACCAAUAGUAUUUGAGGGAAAAAUAUUGUCUUGCUGCUGUUAUAAUAGCUGUGGAGUGAGAAAAAAUGUCAUAACGUUUAAACCAAGUGGUUUGAUUUUUUUUUUCGGAAGAAUCUUUACUUCAACAUAUUUCUUUCAAUGCAUGAUGUAUUUACAGAAAGAUUAAAAGCUACAAUGUGAAUUGCUAAUAUUGAGCUGAUGAAUAGCAACAUUUAAGUAAAUGUUAAAUUCAAGUUCCAAAGUGGUUGAUAUUUUCAGAAGAGAAAAUUCCAUUAUUGCACCUUUUAGGAACAAGGAAGUAGAAAAUGGCAUUUUUCAGAAAUUUCCAACAGAAUCUGCCUUCAGUGUCCUCUCUGGUAGACACAAUCAGUAGUGCUGUAGAGGAUUUGACCACUGUUGUUGGGGAGGUCAGCUAUGCUUUAACUGACUCAGUUGCUGUGCAGGUAACAAGUAUGAUGAGUGGCUUUCGCCCAGAAGAGGAAAGCUCUGUAGCAGAAGAAGCUGUAGACACUUCUAAACAAAAAAAUGCCGGGUUAACAGAAGUCUCCAAAAACACUAAUUGUCAGAAAACACAAGCCAAUUUAGAGCAUAGAGCAAAGCAAAUAAAUACUUGUAAAACUUCACAAAAGCAAGAUCAAGGAAUACAUGAAGAAAGAGUAUUUAAACAUGUUAAUGAUAGGCAACAGACUCUAUCAGAAUAUCAAGACACUGGUAAUACUGGUGAUUCUUCUUUGAAAGGCUACAUGAAUAAUGGUGGGAUAUCAGUUAUCAGACAGAAUACAAGGGCUGGAUCUAUUUGUCAAGAACUUGAAAGUACUGACAGAUAUAAAACAAUUGGAGUAGGAAUUUCCAAUAAUGGUAAGAAUGAUUUAAAGGAGGUAAGAUAUCAAGAAAUGAAAGGAAAUCAGAAGAAUGCCAACGGAAUAAACAAAUUGUAUGAGCAAAAGAAAUACGUUGGUACAGAUAAUUGUAAAAAGGAGGAAUAUCCUAAGUCUCGAGAUGUAUAUUUGGGAAGAGAUCAAGAGAAUAUGGGGCAUUUCAAUAAAUAUAAACAUCUUCCCGAUUUAGGGCAUUCAGAUCAUUUAAAGAAGGCUGAAAAAUGUGUUAAAAGUAAAGCAUCCAAAGGGAAUGAGUGUUCAGGAAAUGAAUGUUCUUUAAAAGAUAUUUUGACAAGCAAUAGGCAUAUGACACAGAAAUCCAUUAUAAAAGAAGACAUACAUCCAGCACCAUCAACUAAUUCUAAGGAUAAGUUAUCUGGGAAAAUUGAAGAACAGAUAAAUUCAAAGAAAUACUGUAAAGUGAACGAAGACAUAAAACCAAAGAAAACUGAGGCCAUUUCUGCCAAGAAAGGAACAGCAAAGAGUAAAGAUGAAAAAUAUUCUAAGAUAAUACCAGAAAAAGAUAAUUCCUACAUGGACAAAGAUGAGCAUGGUUCGUCCUCUGAAAGUGAAGAUGAAGCACUGGGUAAAUAUCAUGAGGCCUUAUCCAGAACACACAAUUCCAGACUACCACUGGCAGAUUCUAGACCAAAGAACUAUGCUUGGGAAACAAGGCAGAAAUACAGUCCUCUAUCUGCAGAGUAUGAUGGAUACAGUAGUGAAGCAUCAAUAGAUGAAGGAAACUGCAUUCAGAGAAUGAGAAGAACACCCCCGCUGGAUGAAUUGCAGCCACCACCAUAUCAGGAUGACAGUGGUUCUCCCCAUCUGUCAUGUACACCCUCAGAAAUUGGGGACAGUAAAUGUGAAUUUUCCCACUGCAGCAACAGUCCAAGAUGCUCAUAUAACAAGUGCCCAAGUGAAGGAAGCACAGGUCAUGAAAUAGAAAGUUUUCAUAAUAAAGGAUAUGAAGAAGAUGUUCCAAGUGACAGCACUGCAGUCCUGAGCCCUGAAGAUAUGUCAGCUCAAGGAUCAUCUUCGCAGCUUCCUAAACCUUUUGAUCCUGAGCCAGAAGCUAAAUAUGGCACACUGGAUGUGACUUUUGACUAUGACUCACAAGAACAGAAGCUUCUGGUAACAGUGACAGCUGUCACAGACAUCCCAACAUAUAACAGGACAGGUGGCAACUCAUGGCAAGUACACCUUGUUCUUCUACCUAUAAAGAAACAGAGAGCAAAAACCAGCAUCCAGAGAGGACCAUGCCCUGUCUUCACAGAAACAUUUAAAUUUAAUCAUGUUGAAUCUGAGAUGAUUGGAAAUUAUGCAGUUCGGUUUAGACUGUAUGGUGUACAUCGCAUGAAAAAAGAAAAGAUUGUGGGGGAAAAGAUUUUUUAUUUAACAAAAUUGAAUCUUCAAGGGAAAAUGUCAUUGCCUGUGAUAUUGGAACCUUCUUACAAUCAUUCUGGCUGUGACUCCCAAAUGAGCGUGUCAGAAAUGUCGUGUAGUGAAAGUACAUCCUCAUGUCAGUCUCUUGAACAUGGCUCAGUUCCAGAAAUUCUUAUUGGCCUGCUUUAUAAUGCCACAACCGGAAGACUAUCAGCAGAAGUGAUAAAAGGCAGCCACUUCAAAAAUUUGGCAGCAAACAGACCACCCAAUGGACUGUUCUGUUGUCUAAAACACUUGAUAGGUGGACAGGUUUAUAUAAUCCGAGAUACAUAUGUUAAGUUAACUCUACUGAAUUCCAUGGGUCAAGAGAUGUCCAAAUGCAAGACAUCCAUCCGCAGAGGGCAGCCAAAUCCAGUAUACAAGGAAACUUUUGUUUUUCAAGUGGCCCUAUUUCAGCUUUCUGAUGUGACGCUAAUACUGUCUGUGUAUAACAAACGCAGCAUGAAAAGAAAAGAGAUGAUAGGCUGGAUUUCUUUAGGUCUCAAUAGCUCUGGAGAAGAAGAACUCAAUCACUGGACUGAAAUGAAAGAGUCAAAAGGACAGCAAGUAUGUAGAUGGCAUGCGUUGCUAGAGUCAUGAUGAAUAGAAUAAGCAAGCAGUUACCAUCAAAGGCAGCAUAUUUCCAAUUCCAACAUUACUGUUUCUACCAAGUCACCAUUAGAAGAGCUGUUCUUUGAAGAAUCGUAUUCAACCUUCUACCAAAAUGUUUUAAGUUCUAUGGAAAGAACAUCUCAUACUGACAUAAAUGAAGAAAAUAUGUGUAUCUAGUAGAGCUUGUUUAGGAAACUGAGAAACGUACAUUAUCAUUGCUAAACUAACAGUCCUCCAGAAAUUUAAUAAGAUGUUUUUGAUUUGAAGUUAAUUUUAAUUUAGCAAAAGAGCCAGUCAUUUUAUGAAAAAUCAAAAUUAUAAGUGAUUUUAAAAACCAGAAUUUUAGUUACAAUACAAUUUUAAUAUCACCCUAUAUAUUAUUUACAAAACAUAGUUUGACUGGCCAGUCCCUGGUGUUUGUAAUGUUCUUUAAUAUGAAAAGGUAGUUCUCCAACUCUAUCAUAAGUCAUAUCUAAUGCUGAAGGGUUUCAGUCACAUUGAAAAUUGUUUUAUUUCAGGCAUGUUCCCUUUGUGCACUUAGUUUCAUUGUGCCUCAGUUCCUCUCAAAAGCACUAAAUCUAAGUGCAAACAAGUAUUCAUUUUCAUACAGGAAUUUUUUUAAUAUGUUAUUUUUUUAAAAGUUCAUUUUUCAUUUGCCUCCGCUUUUGCCUGAUCCAAAGAGACCAAGUCACUGUACUGGUCCCUUGCAAGUCUUCUAGACAGGUUGUACUGUAGAACUACGUAACUUUCUGUUGAAAGCACUUCCUGUAUUCUUGUAUUCCAAUGUAGGAAGCUAAUAGAGCAGGACUUUACUUUAAAAUUUAUUUCAGUGAUUGACUCUUCAAAAUUGCAGUAGUGUGAAAAUACAUUUUUUACAAACUGAAAAUACAGUAAAUAAGCUGUUGAAAAUGGAAAACAAUUCAAUUUUAAUUUUCUGCUCUGAGUAUGUAGUAACCAACACUGCAUAAAGCAAAUAGCAUCCAAAAUAAGAAACUGUUCUCUCUCUAAAUCUUCACUCUUACUUCAAUUUAUAUUUGUGAUAUGAAGACUAUCCAGUUCUCAGUUUGAAUUGGAACAUCAUGUUAAAAACAGUUAUGAGAUUCCUUAUGAAGUUUCUAGUAACUUGUGACUAGACUUUAUGAAAUUUACAGAUAAAGUUCUUCAACGUGAUGUCAUCUUGUGCCUUUCAUGUAAGUUAAAUUUGCUCAUACAGCUUGAAAGUUGUAUUUGCAAAAUUAAGCCUUCGAUUUUUAUAAAUGUAAAGAUUCCUCAGAACAGUGUCGCAAGAUCUUUAUUUCCUCUGAAGUAGUAAAAGUUGUAUAAUGUGCUAACUUUUUAAUGGCAAGGCACUUUCAUUUGUUUUUAUAUUUAGGAACUCUAAUCAGGAAUAUUAUAAGCUGUUUUCUUUUUAAUUUUGCUUACCUAUCAUUUUAUGAAUAUACUUUAUCAGAGUAUGUUUUAUAUAUAUUAAAAAGUUUCUUUUUUCUCCUUCUCAUUUCUAGUUAAAAUAGACAAAAACAUACUAUUUACCAGUUACUAAAAAGCAGUAUAUCAUUGCUUCUAGUCCCAACUAAGUACUAUAUAUUAUUGUAAACUAGAACUUGUUAUUACCAUAAUAACAAAACAAUGCGUAGAUAUUACUUCAGCUUGGCUGUACUGAAAGGCCUUAAAAGAAACCCAAAAAGACCGUGAACUACUGAAUUUUUUUAGUUUAAAAAAUGGCAGCUCUAUGCAUUCAUACACAUGAAUUAUAAGAAAAAAUACAAAUGCUAUAUUGGAUGACAUAAGGUUUGAGAAUGUGUGUUACAGGGCUCCAUUAAAGGGAAAAAUCCAUCUUUUAUUGUUACAUCAAUGAGCUUUUUCCAGGAUUUUUCAAAUAAACAAGUAAGAGUUAGAACCUGAAUCAAAUGGCAAAAUAUCUCAUUUAAGUGUUUUCAGCAACAGUAUGAAAAGAGACUUGAAGAGGGGAUGUAGAUUUCACUGAGAAAUUGGACUUAGGCAUUUGAAGCUAUAAUGAUCUUUUUAGACUUUGAAACAACUGACUGCAUUGCUAACAACUGUUAUCUUCCUAAUAAAAAGAGUUAUCAGUCU
This is a messenger RNA of Pongo pygmaeus (Bornean orangutan), 5017 nucleotides long. It is a transcript of the gene SYT14, whose product is annotated as synaptotagmin 14. Bases 320 to 2914 code for a protein of 864 amino acids. Gene Ontology annotation, molecular function: phospholipid binding. NCBI's taxonomy places the organism in Eukaryota, Metazoa, Chordata, Mammalia, Primates, Hominidae. The record is from RefSeq and is a predicted model, not a curated record. The transcript has 7 exons.